GCAGCUUUGGAAAUGCAAAGCGUCCACGGAAGUUGUGCCUAUAUUCAUUCAGGGCCCUCUCCAUGCCGGGCCGCCCCUACCAAACUCUUCCCAGUUCCUUUCUUGGAGACUAUGACAGCAGCAUCCGCUAUGCCAGCACCAGGACCCCCAAGGGACCGUUCUCUGAAAGUUCAGGCUCUCCGGAACAAGAAGGCUUCUUCAAUCUGCUGACUCAUGUGCAGGGAGGACGUAUGGAUGAGCAACGCUGUAACGUUCAAAUUGUACAUAGCAAGAGUGGCUCAGAGCCCGAAAAGAAGGACAGCCCCAGCCCACCCCCUGAAAUGGAUAACUUUAUGGAAAUGCUGGCUCAUACACAGAGCCGACGAAUGGACGAUCAAAGGGUCAGCUUCAACUACCUUCCUGGUUUUCAGAGCAGUAACACCAGCAGCCUAUCAGGCUCCAGGGCCACCAAGAAAUGAGAUCCUCCCCAGCCCUGCUUGGGAAAGCAGCAGAGAGACACCAAUGUGAUGCCACCAAGCAUGCACUGUGCCUCUCACUCAAGAUCAUCUCCUCACUGCUGUAUCAGCCCUGCACAUUUACUGUACAUGCUCUGUGAUUCUAAUAAACAUG
This is a messenger RNA of Thamnophis elegans (Western terrestrial garter snake), 609 nucleotides long. It is a transcript of the gene PCP2, whose product is annotated as Purkinje cell protein 2. The transcript is spliced from 4 exons. NCBI's taxonomy places the organism in Eukaryota, Metazoa, Chordata, Lepidosauria, Squamata, Natricidae. Bases 63 to 458 code for a protein of 131 amino acids. Gene Ontology annotation, molecular function: protein binding; guanyl-nucleotide exchange factor activity. The record is from RefSeq and is a predicted model, not a curated record.